AUGUCUCAACCUUUGGCGCCUCGUCCCAGCCAAGGGCCAGACUCUCCGGAGGGGUUGGCACAUUCACGGCGUCCUCGAAAGAUAUCGACUGCUUGUGGGGCUUGCAAGCAGAGGAAAACCAAAUGCAGUGGCGGUACACCCUGUAGUGCAUGUGCCACGAGAAGGACCCCGUGUGUCUACGAUGCCACUUCUGAUCAACGGCGGAAGAUUGCCAACCAACGCAACGUCCAAGAACUAGCAGACGCCCUCCUCCAACUCGAGAGACAUAAGCAGCUGCUGGGCGGCAUCAUUGCGACCAUCAGGGCGGGCGACAAUACCGCCAACGAGGAUCUGAUUCGCGUAAUACGCUCUGGCGUUGACCUGUCGCAGCUGGCGGCACAUGUACGCAACGAAUGCCGAUCAAACAUUGCCAUUCAACAGGUGUACGACCAGAUCGAUUUCAACAUUGACGGGCCUCGAGAAUUACCAUCUCCAACCCAAGUACUUGGUGGGAUGGCACCCGGAGGAGAACUCAAGCUCACUGCUUCCCUCACGUCGGAAUCAAGCAGCGACAUUGGCAGAAAUCAAGGUUGA
Messenger RNA from Exophiala dermatitidis NIH/UT8656, 573 nucleotides. RefSeq lists its product as uncharacterized. The transcript is spliced from 2 exons. Gene Ontology annotation, biological process: regulation of DNA-templated transcription. The coding region runs from base 1 to 573 and encodes 190 amino acids. Lineage: Eukaryota; Fungi; Ascomycota; Eurotiomycetes; Chaetothyriales; Herpotrichiellaceae. The record is from RefSeq and is a predicted model, not a curated record. Gene Ontology annotation, molecular function: zinc ion binding; DNA-binding transcription factor activity, RNA polymerase II-specific.